Molecule: messenger RNA, 2757 nt
Organism: Clonostachys rhizophaga
Lineage: Eukaryota; Fungi; Ascomycota; Sordariomycetes; Hypocreales; Bionectriaceae
Source: the annotation of a GenBank genome assembly
AUGGAUUCUACACCUCCAAGCCUUACCAAACCAACAUUCGAGCACUUGCGAGAAGACCAGUUCUUCUCAGGAAGCGCCGAGCCAAGAAUUUCAUGGAAAUUCGCCUAUGACCAAAGCACCGCUCCCGGGUGGGAACAAAAUGCAUACGAAAUUGAGAUAUGCUCACCCACCGAAAAUAAGCCAGAAGUGUUCCAUGUCGAGAGUAGCGCCUCAAUCCUGGUGCCAUGGCCCAGGGGUGCCCUCAAAUCCCGAGAAUCCGCAUUGAUCCGUGUCCGCUCUCAGGGCACCUCAAACAAGUCUAGAAACGACUCUCUAUGGACAGAAUGGUCUGACACUGCGUCCAUCGAAACAGUUUUGCUAAACAAGCAUGACUGGUCCGCCCAGUGGAUUGCUUCUUCAUCCAAGCCUCAGCCGAAUUCGAACGGAUCGCUCCAGCCCCUACGAUUCUACAAAACAUUCGACGUGCCAUCCGACCCCGUUUCCAAAGCUCGUAUCUACAUCUCAGCGUUGGGAGUUUUCGAUGUUUAUAUCAACGGACAACAAGCCGGCGACGAGUUUAUGGCUCCUGGCUGGACCUGCUACCAACAUCGUAUUCCCUACCGAGCUCUUGACAUUACGUCUCUACUGGAGCCUGGUAAGCUAAAUACGGUCUGCAUCGAAGUCGCAGAAGGCUGGUAUUACGGCCGACUCGGAUUCAAUGGCGGGACACGAUUUAUCUACGGUGGCGAUGAGCUAGCUGUUAUAGGGCAAAUAGAGGUUCACUCCAAGUCGGAAGACUCAGACGGGUCGGCAUGGACCUUGACGACUGACGAUUCAUGGAAAUGUACACCCAGCGCUAUUAAACAAAGCGAGAUAUACGACGGAGAAACUUACGAUGCUAGAAGUGAGAAAGACAAUUGGAAAUCGGUAGGCCUUGGUAGCUCUGACUCUCUCAGUCCAACCAAAACCAUACCUCCUCCGAAGGGUAGUCUCUUCUUUGCCAAGGCACCACCAGUACGAGUGACUGAAACUGUCACUCCGGUUGACGUAUUCCGUAGCAACAGCGGCAAGGCUAUCAUCGAUUUUGGGCAAAAUCUUGUCGGAAAGCUUCUGGUCAAGAGCAUCUCCCUGCCUGAUGGAGAGAGUGUCAUUUUCAAGCACGCCGAAGUCAUGGAGCACGGAGAGCUAGGCACGCGUCCCCUGCGAAUCGCCAAAGCCACAGACACUGUCAUCUCCGCCGGAAAGGAGAUCCAGAACUGGACUCCUCGAUUUACGUUCCAUGGCUUCAGAUAUGUCCAGAUCGAUAACUGGCCGGGAGAGCUACCUUCCAAGGAUGACUUUGUCGCCCAGGUCUUACACACUGAUCUGCAGAGGCGUGGACAUUUCAACUGCUCCAACAAGUCAGUCAAUCAACUUCACAAGAACGUCGUCUGGUCUAUGAGAAGCAAUUUUCUUUCGAUUCCUACCGACUGCCCUCAGCGAGAUGAGCGCCUGGGCUGGACAGGCGAUUUGCAAGUCUUCUGUCCUUCGGCUAGCUUCCUGUACGAUGUGACCGGUAUGUUGAGUGACUGGCUUCAGGAUGUCGUCUCGGAGCAGAUGGGGGAGGGUAGAGGCGGCAUACCGCCGCUUGUGUGCCCUGAUAUACUUCCCAAGAACUGGCCGCACAUGCCUCAAGCCAUCUGGGACGACGUCACUGUACUCACCCCCGAGGUACUUUACAGAUACAGCGGCGAUAUUGAGCUCCUUGAGCGUCAUUUUGAAAGCAUGCAGACCUGGAUCGACAAGGGAAUCCACCGUGGGCCGGAUGGUUUGUGGAAUAGCGAUCGUUGGCAACUUGGAGACUGGCUUGAUCCUCGUGCACCUCCCGAGUUUCCUGGCGACGGACGCACCGAUCCAGUCUUAGUAGCAGAUGCUUAUCUCGUCCGUGUCACGGAUGUCUUCUCCCAGGUGUGCGGCAUUCUAGGCAAAAAAGACCUCGCUGCCAAGUAUGCAGAGGAUGCGGCAGCACACCGAGUCACCUUCCAGGACAAAUACAUUAGUCCCAAGGGAAAUCUGAUGUCCAACUCUCAGACUGGGGUUGCGCUUGCUAUCCAGCAUGGACUCUACAAGGACAAAGAGCAGUUGGCGGUGGGGAGAGCCUCUUUGAACAGGCUUGUACGCUCCUCGCAUUUCCACAUCGCAACAGGAUUUGCCGGUACUCCCAUCAUCACACACGCACUGACGGCAUCGGGAGCAACGCAACUUGCGUACCGCAUGCUGCUGGAGAAGACCUGUCCCAGCUGGAUGUACCCGGUGAGCAUGGGAGCCACGACUAUCUGGGAGCGUUGGGACAGCAUGUUGCCUGAUGGCACCAUCAAUCCUGGAGAGAUGACGAGCUUCAACCACUACGCACUUGGUGCCGUUGCGGACUGGUUGCACGGCACGGUAGCUGGCAUAAGUCCGUUGGAGCCUGGAUGGAAAACCUUCCGGGUCAGACCUAUCCCAGGUGGCAAUCUGACGAGUGCUGAGGCUUCUUUCGACGGCCCUUACGGCCUGAUCAAAGUUCACUGGGUGUUCAACGACGGGAAAUUUGCACUCAAGCUGCAGGUUCCCCCGAAUUCCAUGGCAGUCAUCAUUCUCCCAUCAGAGACGAAGGAUGCGGAUCAUCCUCCCAGUGAGUUGACUGUUGGUUCAGGAUUCCACGAUUUUUCGUGCGCCUUUAACCCCGGGGAGUGGCCACCAUUGCCUUGGAUGCCAGCGCACAAGAAGGAGUCAACUACAGAUACAAUUGCUGUUUGA